Molecule: messenger RNA, 939 nt
Organism: Sinocyclocheilus anshuiensis
Lineage: Eukaryota; Metazoa; Chordata; Actinopteri; Cypriniformes; Cyprinidae
Product: lysophosphatidic acid receptor 4-like
Exons: 1
Coding region: 1-924 (307 amino acids)
Biological process (GO): positive regulation of Rho protein signal transduction; phospholipase C-activating G protein-coupled receptor signaling pathway
Cellular component (GO): plasma membrane
Molecular function (GO): lysophosphatidic acid receptor activity
Source: RefSeq, a predicted model, not a curated record
AUGUCUGCGAACUUGACUGACUCGUGCAUAUCCCCUGAUCUCGGACCUUCGAACCGGUUCGUGGCGUCGACCGUGGUGUAUGGACUGGUUCUGGCCGUGGGUCUACCGCUCAACACGUUCUCCCUGUGGAUCCUGCUGCGCAGUCACGGGUGCCGGUCACCGUGCGCCGUGCUCAUGGUGAACCUCGCCGUGUCCGACCUGCUCCUCGCGCUCUCCCUGCCGUUGCGCGUCUACUUUUACGCAACGCUCCGGUGGCCGUUUGGAGCGGCCACAUGCACCGCUGCCAUCAUUAUGUUUCGCGUCAACAUCAGGACGAGCGGUAUCUUCAUCACUUUAAUCAGCGUGGACCGGAUGAUCGCCCUGGUCUUCCCUCUGCGCUCCCGCUCUCUGAGAACCUCCGCGUGCGCCUUUAAGUGCUGCGCGGUCGUGUGGAUCCUCAUCUCCAGCCUUUGCAUCCCAGAGAAUAUAAAACUCUACAGCUCCCUGAAACAUUGUUCCAGCAUACCGUGCUUUGAGGCUCAAACGCACCCCGAAGACUCAUCAGUCAUCCCGCUCUCACAGGCGAUAUUUUUAUUAAUACUCCUGCUGGUCAAUAUCGUCUCCACGGUCGUGGUCAUAAUCGUGCUGAGGAAGCGUCCCAGCGCUGGCGCGGCCAAGGUGAACAACAAAAUGAACGUGAUACUGAUUUUUGUAGUCAACAUGUUGGUGUUUAUAAUAUUUUUCCUGCCGUUUACUUUACAACUCUUGCGGUACAAUAAGAACAACAGCAAGGUUUUACGAGCGCUCGUAUGCCUGGCGAGUGUCAACUGCUGUCUGGAUCCGCUCAUCUACUACUUCUCUCUGGACUCGUUCUGGCAGGACAAGGGUAAAAGGCAGACGGAUGUAGGCACUCAUUCCCUCAGCAGGUCGAUGAAAAGGUUUUGACAAGCUGAGAACAGU